AUGUCGGCCGGCGUGGCGGGCUUGGACUACUUCGCCGCCGAGUGCCUGGUGUCCAUGUCGGCGGGCGCCGUGCUGCACCGCCGCUCGCCGGAGACCGGGAGCGCGGGCGCGGACGCGGCUUGCGAGGUGGGUGCGGAGUGCGCUCCGCCGGCCCCAGAGCCCCCGGGACCCGCGGCAGCCCCCCAGCUCCCCCGGGGCCCCUCCUCGAGCCCGGGGCCGGCCCCCACCGUGCCCCACCUGCUGGCUGCCAACGUCCUGGCGGACUUGGGCAGUGGCUCUGGGGAGGGACUGGGGGAGGACUCGGGAGAUGCUCUGCCUGCUGCUCCUGGCUCUUCCGACCCAUUCCCUAGCUCCAGCCCGGCCCCGAACGCUGAACCGGACCCGGACCCGGACGAAGCCGCCAUCUCCGGGCCCGAGAGCGGCCCUGGCUCGCCUGCCGCUCCGAGUUCUCCUGCUGACCCUGGGGCGCCUGCAGACGCCCUGGGGGAGAGUGCAGGGGCCCCAGGGGCUGGCGGCGCUCCUGUCCCUGCGCCGGCGCCCCGGAGGCGGCCUGUGACUCCAGCCGCCAAGCGCCAUCAGUGCUCCCACCCGGGCUGCGACAAAGCCUAUUACAAGUCGUCGCACCUCAAGUCCCACGAGCGUACCCACACGGGCGAACGCCCGUUCUCCUGCGACUGGCUCGACUGCGACAAGAAGUUUACCCGUUCCGACGAGCUGGCCCGCCACUACAGAACGCACACGGGCGAGAAGCGCUUCUCCUGCCCUCUCUGCCCCAAGCAGUUCUCCCGGAGCGACCACCUGACCAAGCACGCCCGCCGCCACCCAACGUAUCAUCCUGACAUGAUCGAGUACAGGGGACGUCGUCGCAACCCCCGCGUGGUCCCACCACCACCCCCCAACUUGGCGGAAAGCUCCGACUCUGGCUCUGACCAGGCUCCCACUCUGACCUGUGCGUAG
Messenger RNA from Ochotona curzoniae (black-lipped pika), 957 nucleotides. It is a transcript of the gene KLF14, whose product is annotated as Kruppel like factor 14. Lineage: Eukaryota; Metazoa; Chordata; Mammalia; Lagomorpha; Ochotonidae. Gene Ontology annotation, molecular function: RNA polymerase II cis-regulatory region sequence-specific DNA binding; DNA-binding transcription factor activity, RNA polymerase II-specific. The record is from RefSeq and is a predicted model, not a curated record. The coding region runs from base 1 to 957 and encodes 318 amino acids. The transcript has a single exon. Gene Ontology annotation, biological process: regulation of transcription by RNA polymerase II.